AUGGGUUACUUGAUGACGCUGAUGGAUCUUUCGGUCUUGGAUUUCACUUAUAAGACUUUCCAACCAACCGAAUCUUUUAUUCAUUCACCAAACAUCUCAAUCAUGUGUCCUCCAAAUUCUUUGCUUGCUCCUCCUUUGUCUGCUAGUAUUGCUCCCCCUAGUACUGGUCCAACUCUUCGUCCGAGAACCCCUACCCGACCUAAACCUGGUUUCAUUGCUCUAUCACCUGAUCUACGAGUUUCUUCUCUUCGCGUGUCUCCUGGACUUGAACCGACCGAGUCUGACCACACAGAAGAUAAUUACAUAGCUUCUAGUGGUCAAUCUGACACCAGCGAUGGUAUUGGUAGUCAAGAAGUGAUUGAGAUUCAUUCUGACGAUGGCAGCUUACCGGAUGCUACCUUACCGGAUCCUUCCAACAAAAAGAAGAACACUCGUAAGGCCAAGGUUCAUGUGGUUAAAAGUUGA
Messenger RNA from Melampsora larici-populina 98AG31, 465 nucleotides. RefSeq lists its product as uncharacterized. The transcript has 2 exons. Lineage: Eukaryota; Fungi; Basidiomycota; Pucciniomycetes; Pucciniales; Melampsoraceae. The record is from RefSeq and is a predicted model, not a curated record. Bases 1 to 465 code for a protein of 154 amino acids.